This is a messenger RNA of Hemisphaericaspora subhashii, 1046 nucleotides long. RefSeq lists its product as uncharacterized. The annotation marks the transcript as partial. The record is from RefSeq and is a predicted model, not a curated record. NCBI's taxonomy places the organism in Eukaryota, Fungi, Ascomycota, Pichiomycetes, Serinales, Debaryomycetaceae. The transcript has a single exon.
AUGUUUUCCAAAAUCUCCAACCAAUUUCACAAAUUUCACAAGUCAGACAAUUCAAAAGUCAAAUUGUUGAAACUCAGAGAGUUCUGUGAACUCAAUAAACCAAUGAAGAAACAGUAUAUUCGUGGUUUAUUCCACAAGCGUCAAGCCGGCGCUAGACAAAUCUCCCAAGAGAUUCGUCAAAAAAGAAACGUUGACACCUUUUAUGCUAUUGAAUAUUCAUCGACAUCAAUUUAUUCAGAAGUUAUUCCAGCUGAAGCCACCAACCUGACCCAUUCUUCCGCAAGUAAUGAUAAAGAUAAAUCUAAAAAGAAACUUAAGGAAACGAUCAAAUCGUUGAAAACUCAAACCUUGAAGAUUGCUAACCUUAUUAUCAAUGCAUUCGGAGUCAAAAGCAGGAACCCCAUUUACGCUAUUGAAUAUUCAUCGUUAUCAAUUCAUUCAGAAGUUAUUCCAGCUGAAGCCACCAACCUGACCCAUUCUUCCGCAAGUAAUGAUAAAGAUAAAUCUAAAAAGAAACUUAAGGAAACGAUCAAAUCGUUGAAAACUCAAACCUUGAAGAUUGCUAACCUUAUUAUAAAUGCAUUCGGAGUCAAAAGCAGGAACCCCAAAAGAUCUUUCAAACUCUUGAGAUUCCGGAUGUUAGUUUCUGAUCCAAUAAAAGACACAAGUUAUUUCGUGGACAUUUAUCCACCGAGUGACACUAUUGUCAAGACUAGAAUACAUUUUGGUAUUUUUCAAGAAAAAUUUGAAACGUUUUGCAAAGAAACGAAUCGGGAACCUUUUGAAGAAACAGCUUCUUUUAUUUAUAUAUUCCCUAACAAAGAAGAAGAGAAACCACAUUUGUCAAUUAGAGAAAAAAUUGUUUCGAGUUUUAGAAAAUUUGUGGUUCAUCUCAUCAAACGCAUUCACUAUUAUAUUAAUAUCUACCUACCUGGUGAAACUACUACCAAUAGUACUACUAUAAAGAAAAAAGCUACAGAAUUAGUUGCACCGAUUCCCCCACCUCCACCUCCACAACCAACUCCUCCAAUAACAGAAUUUGUGAA